AUGGCUUCCCGGGGAAUUUCAGGCAUCCUCGAAUCAACGAGUCUAACAUCUUUGAACGCAAUCAAUGGACCGUCAGCGUCUCUUCCACCAUUGAAAAGGCGCAAAAUAUUUCAUGCCGACGAUGUCGAACAGACUUUUUCCGCGCAGACGGUAUUUACGGUCAAGGGACACGCCUCGUCUCUGUCAGACAAUGAAUACAAAUUAGCACCGAUCGAACUCUUGCCUCGCUCGGCGUUGCCAUUCUCAUGGCUCGAUACAUCGACAGCGAUUCAAUCGAACAAUAUCUUCGCAAGCAACGAUGCAGUCUUGGAAGGGAUGUUCUUCCCUCGAAACGAUGCGGGGGUGACGGAUACCGAACCCAGCGUGCUGGCAACGCGAUCACUUUCCAAUGGUGCUAUAUACGCGGUAGAGCGUGUGAAGACGGGAAUAUUCGCAAUGACCAAACUUCAGUCACAUAUCGAGGAAGGCGAGAUUCGGGUGGCUGCAAAAGCGGCUGCUGCUAUAAACCUGAAAAGGUUCAGCAUAUGGAGUUCAAGCACAGAUCUUCCUAGGUCGAGUAACUCAACGAACGGCUGGGACUGGAGGGAAGCAGCACGAUUGCCUGACGACAUCCCCCGAUUCGACCCGUUUGCUACAAAGGGUAAAUUUGAUGCUUCUGUGGUGUUUGAGGAUUGUUCUGGCAACGAUCAUGACGCUGUGGCUGAGAGUCAGGUAUAUACUGGAGAUUCGUUCAUGGCACUUGAUGGCGUUGAGUCUGGUAUGCAGGAACAUACUCGUACUCCGCCAGAGAAUAACGUUCAAGCACCUCCGCCUGAGGCUCAAGGCGAUGCGCAAGACACAUUGCCCACGCCAGAUGUUAUCAUGGAAAAUCUGAGAACCCAGUAUCUGGAAACUCUCUAUAUCUCAAAAACAUCCGUGGCGUACUUUGCCAAAGGUCCCUUGACACGAUGCCGGAAUGCAUUUGCACAAUACAGCCCAAAAGAGGACGUCCCGAGCCUAUCCAGUCAAUACAGAGAAUCUAUUCUAUCCGUCAAAAAGAUGGACGCCAAAUAUCGAGAAACUCUCCCGGUGAUUCUUCGCAAUAUGGCAUUGUUACUAUCCGAUGAUGAGCGUCCCAAGAAGCGCAAGAGCAAGAAGAAGAAGCUAGGCAAGAACGGGCUCUACACUGGCGAAGAUGAGUUUUUACAAAAGUACUGGAAAUCGAGACAAGUGUCCAAAAAUAAGGAAGGCUUGGAAGAGUCCAAGGAUGAAGAGAUCAAACGGCACGUUUCAGAUUUGAGGUUGCGAGAGACACAGCUGCAAAUCCUUCUUAUUCUUGAGACUAUACAUUUGGAACUGACUACCGUGACACCGUCUAUUGAAGACAGUAAAGGACAAGAGAUAGGCGGGUCGAGCACAAAACGGUCAAAAUCCAAGAAAGAGGAGAACUUGAAUCUGCUCCUUGAGCUUUUCAUCGAUCGACUUUGUAUUUGGCAUGCUAUUAGUGCAGGCGAGGGUGUCAUUGCCGAGUCUCUCAAGGAGACGACCAACAAUCAUCUUUCUGGAAAGAAGAUCGAGAGCGACGCUUUGCGAGAUUUCUGCAACGAGGUCAUCAUUCCGUUCUACGCAUCGCGACUUCCAGAACAAUGCAAGACUAUCAAGAAGAAGUUGGGAGGCGCCAGCGAAGUUUCCCCAAGUCGUCCGGCGCCUAAACUAAAGGCCUCGACCUCUGCCUCUGGUUUGAAAAAUCAGUUUGGUGUCGCUAAUAGCAAAAAGACACAACCGCAACAGAAACCUCGUCGUAUGCUUCAACGAGUUCUCACCGAUGAGCAGAUAUCAGUCUCUCAACGAAGUCGUCAUCCAUCACUAUUGAGAUCAAGCACUACGCCAGCUCUACAAGAAGUCAAGCGGGAAUCAGUCGAACCGUCUCUACCAUCAUUGGGCGGCAGCGUACGGGGCGGCAUUCAGAUCGCUAGACGAGUCGACAAGCGCGAGGUUGACCUGAAUGCCGCAGCCAAAGUGCACGAGGCGAAACUCAAGAAGAUGAACACACUCAUAGAGCAAAAGAAGGAACUCGACGCUGCAAUCAAUGCGCUACGGAAACCAAAUCGUGAACUUGUUUCGAAAGAAGUCGCCGAUCAAGCCGAGAAGAGAACUUUGUCGAGCUCUCGCAAAUCCAAAAACCCAGUACGCAACCCUCUUGGACAAGGAGUACAGGUCAUGGCGACGCCGAGGGGCACAAGAAAGAAAGACAUGAGUGUUGAGCAUCAAUCUCAACCAUCUCUUCCUCGCGGUCCUUUUGCAAGACCUUCUAGUAUCAAACAGGGAGAAGGUGCAGAUGAGGCCUCUCCAGAGCUAGGAAGUGAUAUCUCCCUUGUCCCUGGCUCAACUAUUCGAACCAACACGUUGACUAGCUCGGUUACAUCCAAACGCAAAUUCAACAGUAUAACCGAAACCCCGUCUCGCGGGGUCUCGAGACGAUCCGGCCCUCUGAGUCUCAUGGAUGACCAUGAAGCUGAAGCCAUUGCAGUCAAUACACCGGCUUCUUCCAUUCCAUGCAAUAGAGCGCUGUUCAAAGUCCCCACCCUUCCAGCAAUGACGGCUCGCCCGGUUGACGAACGUCGACCAGAACCAGAAAACACUGAUAUUAAUUCAGAGGAUAAGACAUUCUCAAUUAACCAAACACCUCCAGCAAAGAACAAAAUCUUCUUUACCCAACAACAACUCUCCGCGCCAAAGGCGAUGACGACGCCUUCGUCUCCUGUGCCUGGUUUCGAGACGCCUAUUAAAGCAAAACCGAAACAAAAAGUGAUGCCACAAGAUGACUCUGCCCAGGUCGUUCAGAGUACGCCUGUAAAGUCUAUCUAUGAAGCGUUGGGCUGGGAUGACGAUGAUGACCUAGCUCUCUGA
This is a messenger RNA of Talaromyces marneffei, 2889 nucleotides long. RefSeq lists its product as uncharacterized. Gene Ontology annotation, biological process: DNA replication initiation. Gene Ontology annotation, cellular component: DNA replication preinitiation complex. NCBI's taxonomy places the organism in Eukaryota, Fungi, Ascomycota, Eurotiomycetes, Eurotiales, Trichocomaceae. The transcript is spliced from 2 exons. The coding region runs from base 1 to 2889 and encodes 962 amino acids. The record is from RefSeq and is a predicted model, not a curated record.